Molecule: messenger RNA, 2057 nt
Organism: Dendrobium catenatum
Lineage: Eukaryota; Viridiplantae; Streptophyta; Magnoliopsida; Asparagales; Orchidaceae
Product: synaptotagmin-2
Exons: 13
Coding region: 268-1878 (536 amino acids)
Cellular component (GO): endoplasmic reticulum
Molecular function (GO): lipid binding
Source: RefSeq, a predicted model, not a curated record
UCAAAUGUUCUCAGCUUCAUCGGUCCCACGCCAUGUGGGGGCGUUACCGACACUCUUCCAUCCGUUUCAGCUCACGAGUUCUUCUUUAUUUCUAGCCGCUAUAAUGUUGUCAUACCUCCUUUCAAUUCUUUGAUCUAUUUUUUUGAAUCCUCUGGGAAAAUAUCACCGUGGACUGAUAGCGAACUGUUAAGAUUUGAGUGGUUCUUUCUUGUUUAAGAGGAUUAGGGAAAAGGCGAGUGUUCUGUUUAGUGCAGGCAGGGAUUUGGGAUGGGUUUUGUGAGCUCUUUGCUGGGUACUUUCGGAUUCGGGAUUGGAGUUUCUGCUGGGGUUGUCAUCGGUUAUUAUCUCUUCAUCUACUUCCACUCCACUGAUGUCAAGGAUCCUAAAAUUCGGUCACUUGUUGAACUUGACUCGCUAACUCUGGAGCGCAUGCUUCCUGAGAUACCUUUAUGGGUAAAAAACCCAGACUUCGACAGGGUUGAUUGGUUAAACAAGUUUAUAGAGAACAUGUGGCCAUAUCUGGAUAAGGCAAUAUGUAAUACUGCAAAGGAGAUUGCCAAGCCAAUUAUUGCUGAGAAUACCACAAAAUAUAAAAUUGAUUCAGUCGAGUUUCAAACACUUACCUUGGGUUCAUUACCGCCUACCUUUCAAGGAAUGAAAGUUUAUAUUACUGACGAGAAGGAAUUGAUUAUGGAGCCAGUACUGAAAUGGGCUGGAAAUCCUAAUAUAACUGUUGUUGUUAAAGCUUUUGGAUUAAAAGCAUCUGCACAGGUCAUAGAUUUACAGGUCUUUGCUAUACCAAGAAUUACAUUGAAGCCACUUGUUCCUAGUUUUCCUUGUUUUGCAAAAAUAUUCGUCUCUUUAAUGGAGAAGCCACAUGUUGACUUUGGUUUAAGGCUUCUUGGAGCUGAUCUUAUGUCAAUUCCUGGCAUUUAUAGCAUUGUCCAGGAUAUUAUCAAGAAUCAGGUUGCAAGCAUGUAUCUUUGGCCAAAAACUCUAGAAAUUCCAAUCAUGGAUCUUUCAAGCGCCAUGAAGAAGCCUGUAGGAAUACUUCAUGUAAAAGUAGUCAGGGCAUUUAAACUAAAAAAGAAAGACCUUUUGGGCAAAUCAGACCCAUAUGUAAAGCUAAAGCUUACAGAAGAGAAGCUCCCCUCCAAGAAAACAAAAGUGAAGCACAGCAACCUUAAUCCUGAAUGGAACGAGGAUUUCAGAUUGGUUGUCAAAGACCCAAAUUCUCAAGCUUUGGAGCUUAUCGUCUAUGAUUGGGAGAAGGUUGGCAAACAUGAUAAGAUUGGCAUGCAAGUUAUUCCAUUGAAAGAGCUUACACCUGAUGAACAGAAGACUCUGACUCUUGAGUUGGUAAAAAAUAUGGAUCUAUCUGAAACCGAUGAGAAAUCGCGGGGCCAAAUUGUUUUAGAGCUGCUUUAUAGUCCUUUCAAGGAAGAUACUCUGCCCAAUGAAGCAGUUGAUGAUGGCGGUGUAGAUAAGGCUCCUGAAGGCACUCCGGCUGGUGGAGGUUUGCUGGUAGUUUCAAUUCAUGAAGCUGAAGAUCUUGAGGGAAAGCACCAUACCAACCCAUAUGCACGAAUUAUUUUCAAAGGAGAAGAGAAAAAGACCAAGCACAUCAAGAAAACUAGGGAUCCAAGGUGGGAAGAAGAGUUUCAGUUUGUAUGCGAGGAACCCCCUGUCAAUGACAAAUUGCAAGUGGAGGUCCAUAGCAGGCCAUCAAGUAUUGGCAUACACUCUAAGGAAACUUUGGGUUAUGUUGUCAUCAGCCUUGCCGAUGUCAUCACAAAUAAGAGAAUCAAUGAGAAAUACAAUCUCAUUGACUCCAAAAAUGGCAGGAUUCAGGUUGAAUUGCAAUGGAGGCCUUCUUAGAGAGAGAGAGAGAGAGAGAAAGAGAGAGAGAGAGAGAGAGAGAGAGAGAGAGAGAUCAUCUGACCUUUAUUUUCAUUAUUUGUUGUAAUAAAUAAUGUGUAUUAUUUGUAUAUAAUGCUUUGCGAGAUUUGAAGAUGUUGUUGAACUGCCUAAUCUUAGAUCUCUUUGGCAACUUGUUA